This is a messenger RNA of Verticillium dahliae VdLs.17, 639 nucleotides long. RefSeq lists its product as uncharacterized. Gene Ontology annotation, biological process: endoplasmic reticulum to Golgi vesicle-mediated transport. Lineage: Eukaryota; Fungi; Ascomycota; Sordariomycetes; Glomerellales; Plectosphaerellaceae. Bases 1 to 639 code for a protein of 212 amino acids. Gene Ontology annotation, cellular component: endoplasmic reticulum membrane. The record is from RefSeq and is a predicted model, not a curated record. The transcript has 2 exons.
AUGGCCGGUUCCAAACCCUCCAGCCCUUUCGGGACCUUCUUGAUCGUCGGUUCCGUCUGCUUCUUCCUCGGCAUUCUCUUCGCCUCGUUCCCCUACGACUACCCCCUCCUCUGGACUUCGGCCCCGGUCCCCGAAGCCUACUACGCGCAGCUUGAGACGCACCUGCGCUUCAUCUACGCCGCGCCCCCGCUCAUCGGCCGCCUCCUGACGAGCAUCAUCCUCGUCGGCUUCAUCGGCUUCUUCGUCAAGCUCUUCAAGGCCAGCGAGGCCAACGUGCUCUUCGACGGCGCCUCCCUCGUCCUCUAUUUCAUCGGCGUCGGCGUCUACCUCACCAACAUUGUGCGCGGCCUGCGCGCCGUCGGCGAGGGCAUCUGGGACGACCCCGACUGGGAGGUCAAGGCCAACGGCAACGCCGGCCAGGGCGACGGCCUCGUCCUCGGCAAGGAGGACAGCCUCAAGGUCCUGUCCGCGAGCAACACCAUCCUCGCCCUCGUCCUCGUUGGCGUCCUCGUGCUGCAGGUCGGACAGGCGUACGCGGAGCGCAAGGAGCUCGAGGAGAUUGAGGCCCUCGACAAGAAGGACAAGGAGGCCGCCGCCGCCGCUGGCAAGGGCGGCGCUGCCAACAAGAAGAAGCAGUAA